Molecule: messenger RNA, 1579 nt
Organism: Plectropomus leopardus (leopard coralgrouper)
Lineage: Eukaryota; Metazoa; Chordata; Actinopteri; Perciformes; Serranidae
Product: casein kinase II subunit beta
Cellular component (GO): cytoplasm; protein kinase CK2 complex
Molecular function (GO): protein kinase regulator activity
Source: RefSeq, a predicted model, not a curated record
ACCGGAAGACGUAUUUGUCAUCCAGGAAGCGGCGAUAAGGCAGCGAAGCCUGCAGUUGAUGUGUUAACUAAAAUAGAGAAGGGAGGAUGAGCAGCUCAGAGGAGGUGUCCUGGAUAUCCUGGUUUUGUGGACUCAGGGGGAAUGAGUUCUUUUGUGAGGUUGAUGAAGACUACAUACAGGACAAGUUUAACCUGACAGGUUUGAACGAGCAGGUGCCUCACUAUCGCCAGGCUUUGGAUAUGAUUCUUGACCUGGAGCCAGAUGAGGAACUUGAAGAUAACCCCAAUCAGAGUGACUUGAUAGAGCAGGCGGCAGAGAUGCUCUACGGGCUCAUACAUGCACGUUACAUCCUCACAAACAGAGGCAUUGCACAGAUGUUGGAAAAGUACCAACAAGGGGAUUUUGGCUAUUGCCCCAGAGUCUAUUGUGAGAAUCAGCCAAUGCUUCCUAUUGGUUUGUCUGACAUCCCUGGAGAAGCAAUGGUGAAGCUUUAUUGCCCAAAGUGCAUGGAUGUCUAUACCCCCAAAUCCUCCAGACACCACCACACAGAUGGAGCCUAUUUUGGGACGGGGUUCCCCCACAUGCUGUUCAUGGUGCACCCAGAGUAUCGCCCAAAGCGCCCAGCCAACCAGUUUGUGCCAAGGCUAUACGGUUUCAAAAUUCACCCGAUGGCUUAUCAACUUCAACUUCAGGCUGCAUCAAGUUUCAAAAGCCCAGUCAAGACAAUUCGCUAGAAAUCCACUUUGAUGCACACAGUGGACUUAAAGACUUUGUUGUUUACUACUGGUUUGAAGGAAUGGAUUAAAUAUUUCCAAUGAAUGCCUGUACAGUUUCCCAAACUCCCCUCUGUCUCAAUAGACCCUCAGAAUCAGACGUUCUCUUAUUUAGUGAAACACAGUUACAGUUGAGCAGGUUAGUUUUUCUGCAUUAAACAUGAACUUCAGUGUUUGACUUUAAUUGAUGUCAAUCCAUCUUUUCACAUUUUAGAGUUGUUUCUUAGAAACAGAAAAGUGGCUUUAACUUUGUGAUAAUGAGACCUACAAUGUGCUUUGUAGCUGAAUCGCAGGUGAUUGAAUGAAUGUAAGAGAAAAUCUUGCCACCAGCCCGACAGGUUUGCCUUAUCAGCGAUAAGAGUCGAGUUAGCAUUAAGUCACAUCCAAUCAUAUGAGCUUGUGCUGCGGAACAUAUUUUGGAAUCUGCAUAAGAUUUUAUUAUGUUGAGAUAAAGGAUUUUAUUUGAAAACAGCAAUAUGUUCAAAUGUGAUCAGGUGCUACUUAAAUGAAACAAUGAAUACCAAAUUAAAGGUGAGAAGUUAUCUUAAAAAAGGACCUACCCUUAAUUUAGAUUUUAUUAUUACGCUGUUUAUUUUCCUUGAAUUCAGUGGCUUUGGAUGUACUUUCUUUAGGCAACUGUAUUAGUGUUUUCCCGAUAAUCCUGUGUUUGUGGUUUCAUCAUGUUUACAUUAUUACGGUAUUACAAUCUUGACCGAUGUUACAUUUUUUUCCUUUUAAGAGUUGAUUGAACAUGCAGCAACAUCUCGCAUGGAGCAAGUGAAUGCCAUUAAAUAUUUAUUUCUCAA